Syzygium oleosum is the source of this 2809-nucleotide messenger RNA. RefSeq names its product probable protein S-acyltransferase 22. NCBI's taxonomy places the organism in Eukaryota, Viridiplantae, Streptophyta, Magnoliopsida, Myrtales, Myrtaceae. Gene Ontology annotation, molecular function: protein-cysteine S-palmitoyltransferase activity. The record is from RefSeq and is a predicted model, not a curated record. The transcript has 9 exons. Gene Ontology annotation, biological process: protein targeting to membrane; peptidyl-L-cysteine S-palmitoylation. Gene Ontology annotation, cellular component: endoplasmic reticulum; Golgi apparatus. The coding region runs from base 579 to 2444 and encodes 621 amino acids.
CAUCUCUUUCUCUCUCUCUCUCUCUCUCUCUCUCUCUCUCUGUCUCUUUCUCCUUCUCAGCAGUUCACUCACAGUCCCCAAAGCUCUCUGCCCAAGUGAAAAAAAAGAGCUUUUGCAGAAACGAAGAAGAAACCAGACAGCCCUUUUGAUCUUUCAUCUCACCCACCUUCCAUUUAGCUGUAAUCUGGGUUUUGGGAGUGGGAAAGCACCCGACUCCAGCUUCUUCUGAUCUCUGUUUUCUUCCAAAAAUUUCGUGUUCUUUGCUCCUCAACCAUUCCCCGUGUUUCUUUUGCUCGCGUCUGUCUAAUCGAGACCCGUUUGAAAUGCCAAUGCAAGCAUCUGUUUUUGCCGUGCCCUGCAGCUAAAAAUCGCUGCUUUUGUUUAUUUAUUUAUUUAUUUAUUUUCUUCCUUUUGCUUUCCCCGGAAAAUGAGGGAAAGUGGAAGGAAUCUCUUUGAAAAUCAUGGAGCAGACAAAUCCAAGUGAUUAAUGUUUUUUUUCCUUUUCGGGUUACAUACAUUAUCGUCUCCUCAUCUAUUAGUUUUUCUCCUCCCGGUGUUGCAAACACUUGAAAGGGAAAAUGAGAAAGCAUGGAUGGCAGCUUCCUUACCACCCUCUGCAGGUGGUGGCAGUUGCCGUGUUUCUGGCAUUGGGGUUUGCCUUCUAUGUGUUCUUUGCCCCCUUUGUUGGGAAGAAGAUGUUUCAGUACAUUGUGAUGGGCAUCUACACUCCUCUUAUUACAUGUGUUUUUGGCCUGUACAUUUGGUGUGCCGCAGCUGAUCCUGCAGACCCAGGGGUUUUUAAGUCUAAAAAAUAUCUCAAAGUUUUAGAUAAUGGAAAGCAUGUCCGACAAAAGGAUUCCAAACUAGGAGGCGAAUCAACUUCAUCUAUAUAUGAUGCCAAUAAUGCAGCAGCUGGAGGCAAAUCUCUUGACAAGGAUGUAGAGAGUGCGGCAGCAAAGGAGUCCACUGCUGAAACUGAGAGGCCGUCAAAACACACCACUUGUUGCGCAUUAGCAUUACUUCCCUGUGCUUUAAUGUGCAAGUGCUGUAGCUCGAGUGACGAAUCUUCUGAGAAACACAUAAGUGAAGAUGGCAUGUUUUAUUGCAGCUUGUGUGAAGUUGAGGUUUUCAAGUACAGCAAGCAUUGUAGAGUUUGUGACAAAUGUGUUGAUAGAUUUGAUCAUCACUGCAGGUGGCUGAAUAAUUGUAUUGGUAAAAAGAACUACAAGCAGUUUUUCACUCUUAUGGUGUCUGCUCUUCUCUUGCUUAUUCUGCAAUGGUCCACGGGUAUGCUUGUGCUUGUAUGCUGUUUUCUCGAGAAGAGGCGAUUUAUGGUGGAUAUUGCAACCAAAUUGGGGAGCAGUUUUUCUUUAGUGCCCUUUGUGAUUGUAGUGGUGGUGUGCACCAUCCUGGCGAUGAUUGCCACCUUACCACUAGCUCAGCUUUUCUUCUUCCAUAUACUUCUCGUAAAGAAGGGAAUCAGCACGUAUGAUUACAUCAUAGCUCUGAGGGAGCAAGAGCAAGAGCAACAAGGAGUAGGCCAUCAAAGUGCACAAAUGUCUCCUGCCAGCUCACUUACUGGAUUAAGCAGUGCAAGCUCUUUCACAACUUUCCACCGAGGUGCAUGGUGCACGCCGCCACGAUUGUUCCUUGAAGAUCAGUUUGAUGUUGUCCCUCCGGACACUGGAUCUGUUAGUUCUUUGGGCAAGAAGACGGUGGGAGAGGAUCUGCCAAAGAAAAAGAACCCUGGAGCAGUGAAAAUCAGUCCGUGGACACUCGCUCGCUUAAAUGCAGAAGAGGUCUCGAAAGCUGCUGCAGAGGCUAGAAAAAGAUCUAAAAUACUGCAGCCUGUUGUGAGACGAGAAUCCCCAUUUGGCCUUGAAGCUGACAGCAACUUUGGAAGCAGUAGCCGAAGGAUGAUACCGAGGCCUGAUAAUAAUAGGAAGCGGCCGAGUAAGCGGGUGAGGCUCCCAGCUGACUUGGCCAUGGAGCCAAUCACGAAUCUCUCGCUGAAAAGCACAGAAAAAGGUAUCCCUGAGACAUCGACAAGCUUGGCUCCUCUUCAGCUUGAGGCUCGGAGUGCUUUCCAAACAAGCCGGGCCAUGUCUAGCUCCAAUGAAAUUGUGGGGUCCUCCCCUGACAGCAGCCUGGAGUCUCCUGACAUCCACCCUUUCCGAGUCUCCUCCUCGGGGCCUGAAGAGGGUAGGCGGCCGACUGGACUACCUGCUGGUAUGGCUGCACAGAGAGGAUUACCGCUCUCAAGAUCGACCAGUGAUGGGUAUGAAGCAUCAGGUGGGGAAGAUAGUGACAGGGUUCCUUCUAGGUUUGUUCAGAGGUCAGCAAACUGGAGUAAUCUUCUAUUGGGGUUUGAUCAGGAUCAGAGGGUUGCGAGAUUGAAAGCGUCGUCGUCCUCAUCUUCUCAGGUCGAUCACAGAAAGCUUUGACCUGUAUGAAGUCUUGCUUCGAACUGAUUUGAUGAAGAAGCGAUGGAGUUCACAAUUCUUUCAUUCAUGGACAAGAGUCAUUCGGGCUUCUGAGGACUAAUAGACCCAUCUUGGCUUUUGCAUUAUAAUGCUGUUCAUUGCCUCUGAUAUCUUUAGAUUGAAGGAGUUUCGAUAAGCUGUAAAAAAGAGUUUUUGAAUUAACUAUUUGGCAAGUGGGAUUGGCCGAGAAAAGCUGUCGUCUUAACUUGGCAGAUCUUGGUUCUUACUCUUCUAAACCCACAGAAAGGCAAAGUUUGAGAUUCACAAGCUGCCUCAUUUGAACUUUUUGUAAUCCUUCAUCUGGCAAGGAGUUGAUUUCGAUCUUA